This is a messenger RNA of Salvelinus fontinalis (brook trout), 10403 nucleotides long. It is a transcript of the gene btbd7, whose product is annotated as BTB (POZ) domain containing 7. Gene Ontology annotation, biological process: morphogenesis of a branching epithelium. Gene Ontology annotation, molecular function: protein binding. Lineage: Eukaryota; Metazoa; Chordata; Actinopteri; Salmoniformes; Salmonidae. The transcript has 11 exons. The coding region runs from base 567 to 3842 and encodes 1091 amino acids. The record is from RefSeq and is a predicted model, not a curated record.
UCUAUUUGGCCACAGCUACCAUUGCCACUGUGCCUCGGCUACUCGUCCACAAACCAAACAAUCAGCAAAGUGUCGUGCAGUUGACAUCAACCAGGGUCAGUGUACCUUUUGGCCAAUGGAUUUUGCAGUAUAACGUGGAACCGGACACUCCAAAGCGGAGUAGCCCACUGUUAGCAAAAAGAGAAGUCUAGUUUACCCAUUUUAAACAGUGGAAAACGGAAUACCAGAAACCAACGCUCCACAGUUGAUACUCGAGUGCGUGAGGACUACAUUUAUGUUUUUGGGUUGUGUUGCUUUAGCUAGCUAAACUUGCACACCACCGUGGGGACUGUUAGCCAAAGUAGCAACCCAAACGAAUAGUCUACGAAGUCAAAUCAUACCGUACGAGGAAGAGAGCUGCAAAAUCAUACUUGACCCUAUGAGGGAUGGCUGGUAAAGCUAGACUCCAUGAAGUCCUGGCUCUGAGUCUGUCCAGGCUCUGAGUGGAGGCACUUUCGCUCGGGCAGAAUGAGACUGCAAGGGUGGCCCCAGCGGUCCAUGUGAAGGGGAAGUGGAAGAAGGAGAGGAUGGGUGUCAAUGCUUCCAGCUAUCCCCAUUCGUGCUCACCCCGAUUUGGUAGCAACUCACAGAGCCAGCAGACGUUUAUAGGGACAUCCUCUUAUGGCUCCCAGGGCUAUGGAGGAGAGGGGAAGCUCUACAGCCUGGAGUCCGGUCCCGAGAAGCCCCAGGACAAGAAGAAGAAGAGCUCGGGCCUAGCCACGCUCAGGAGGAGAUUCAUCAAGCGCCGCAAGUCCAGCCGCUCGGCUGACCACGUGCGACAGAUGCGCGAGCUCCUCUCAGGUUGGGAUGUGCGUGACGCAAACGCACUGGUUGAGGAGUACGAGGGCACAGCAGCUCUCAAGGAGCUGAACCUGCAGGCGGGACUGGCGCGGGCUGAGGCCCGGAGCCUGCAGCGCGACCUGGCCGCCCUCUACCAGCACAAGUACUGCACGGACGUGGACCUCAUCUUCCAGGAUGCCUGCUUCCCUGCGCACCGCGCUGUGCUGGCUGCCCGCUGCCCCUUCUUCAAGACGCUGCUGUCGUCGUCACCAGGCUACGGUGCUGAGGUGCUCCUGGACGUGGGCACAGCGGGCAUGGACGCGGCCAUGUUCUCGGCACUGCUGCACUACCUGUACACGGGCGAGCUGGGCCCAGAGGUGGAUGCGCGGCUGCGGAACAUGGACGUGUUGGUGCGCCUGAGCGAAGAGUUUGGCACACCCAGCUCGCUGGAGGAGGACAUGCAUGGCCUUUGCGAGCACAUGUGCUUCUACGACUCAUUGCUCAGCUUCUCAUCUGACUCAGAGCUGGUGGAGGUCUUCAGUGCCGGGCCAGCUGUUGGGGUAGCAGCUGGGGGAGGAGGUGUAGGAGGACCGGUCAUCCAAGGACCCGUGGACGAAGAGCUGCGCGCCCACAAGGCGGUCCUCUCGGCCCGCUCUCCUUUCUUCCGGAACCUCCUGCAGCGGCGCAUCCGCACCGGCGAGGAGAUCACAGAGCGCGCUCUGCAGACGCCCACGCGCAUCAUCCUGGAUGAGUCCAUCAUCCCCAAGAAAUAUGCCCGUGUCAUCUUGCACUGCAUGUACACGGACGCUGUGGAGCUAGCACUGGUGCUGAGGGGAAGCCCCUCAGUGGGGAGUCUGGGGGAGGUGCAGGCCCUGGUGGCCGGAGGCAGGGGGGUUGCCAGUCGUGCUGAGGAGGCAAUGGAGCUCUACCACAUUGCCCUCUUCUUGGAGUUCAGCAUGUUGGCCCAAGGUUGCGAGGAUAUUGUGGUGGAGAGCAUCUCUCUGGACACGGUGGUACCCAUCCUGAAGUGGAGCUCGCAGCCCUACGGCUCAAAGUGGGUCCACCGGCAGGCCAUGCACUUCCUGUGUGAGGAGUUCAGCCAGGUCAUGACCUCUGACGUGCUCUACGAACUGGGCAAGGAACACCUGGUGGCUGCCAUCCAGUCAGACUAUUUGCAGGCCAGCGAGCAGGACAUCCUCAAGUACCUCAUCAAGUGGGGAGAGCACCAGCUUAUCAAGAGGAUGGCUGACCGAGAGCCCAACCUCCUAAGUGGCACGGCCCACAGCGUGAACAAGCGGGGGGUGAAGAGGAGAGACCUGGACCUGGAGGAGCUCAAGGAGAUCCUGUCCCCUCUGUUGCCCUACGUCCGCACCGAACACAUACUGCCCCCCCACAGCGAGGUCCUCUCUGACACAAUGAAGAGGGGUCUGAUCAGCACCCCUCCCUCAGACAUGCUGCCCACGGCGGAGGGUGGAAAGGCCAACUCUUGGCUGAGGCAAAAGAGUGCCGGCAUCUACGUGCGACCUCGCCUCUUCUCGCCCUACGUGGAGGAGGCCAAGUCUGUGCUGGAUGAGAUAAUGGUGGAGCAGACAGACCUGGUGCGCCUGCGCAUGGUCCGCAUGUCCAACGUGCCCGACACCCUUUACAUGGUCAACAAUGCUGUGCCCCAGUGCUGUCACAUCAUCAACCACCAGCAAAUCGGUGGCAGCCAGACGACCCCACCCUCAGUGGUGGCCAAUGAGAUACCAGUUCCCAGGCUGGCCGUGGUGAAGGAGAUGAUCCGGAGGCUGCAGGACCUGCGUCACACGGACCAGGUACAGCGUGCGUACGCCCUAAACUGCGGCGAAGGUGCCACGGUUAGCUAUGAGCUGCAGAUCCGCGUGCUUCGCGAGUUCGGCCUGCCGGAUGCCGCCGCAGAACUGCUGCAGAACCCUCACAAGUUCUUCCCGGAGGAGCGCUUUGGCGACGAGAGCCCCGUCCUAGCGCUUCGCCAGCCGUCGGGUGGCAGCCGUAGUGGAGGGCGUUGCCGGGUCAACAGCAGCCCAGUUGUGGAGAGCAUGUUCACCGAUCUGGAGGCCAUGGCGGGCUUCCACCCGCCACUGCCACCUCCCCCGCCGCCUUACCACCCACCGGCCACGCCCACUCACAAUGCCCAGCUCAAAGCCAGUGGAUGGAGGCCUGGCCGUGCCCCCAGCCAGCCCCCGUCACGCUCUUUCUCCUACCCCUGCAACCACAGCCUGCUCCACCACACAGCGAGCUCCUCCUCCAAGCAUGGCAGCCCCGCCUACCCACCGGCGGCCAAGCCCCUGCCGCCAGACUGCACCAAUCGCCAGGGCGGGGGGGUACGCACCCCGCAUCAGGAUAAACAAGGGAACGUGGCGCCGGUCAUCAACGAGUUCAUGCCGGACAUUGCCAUGGGCGUGUCGGCCAUGACCCUGAAGGAGCGUCGCCUGCCCGAGGUCACCAUGGAGGUGGAGCCUCACGACCCACACCCUCACCCCUCCACGGCCCCUCCCGCUGUGCCCUACUGCCACCUGGGCCUGAACCGCCACGGUCCGUAUGCCUCCCGCAAGAGGCAUGCUGCCGAGCCCAAGCCCGAGGCCCAGGCGUCGGAGUAUCCUGACUUGUACGAGUUUCCCGGGCGCCACGUGAGCUCCUUCGCCGGGCCGGACCUCUACAGUCACAGUCGAGUUCCUUCGGGAGCUGGCCUGGUCCCUCCACAGUACUCCCCCGACGAACAGCAGCCAAACCCCUGCCGCGGCCCAGUCGGCACCCCACUCCGCCUGGAUGUUCUGGAGCAACCCCCCCAGAGACUAGAUCUGGCUCUGGCCAUGCAGAGCGGAGGAGUUCAAGCAGCCGGGGCAUCACACAACCCGAGAGGACGCGCCCGAACUGAAACAGACCUCACUUGCGGACUGGGACAGGCGCGGCCCGCAGAACCUUAUUCCGAGGAGGUGGUGGGGGCCAGGGACCGCAGGUCGCCCAACAAACCUGAGUACCCUUACAGGAAGUCUGCACUCUGACCCUCCGCAACUAAGACAGAGGCCUCGGGAAAAGGCAAGAGCGCUAAAGGACGGUUUGCUCUAGGGGGAUUUGGGGUUGACGGCUUAGCAUCAGUGGUUGGCAGUGUCUCCGGUGACAGAGUGGUCAUACUCGCGCUCAGUUCAGGGCAAAGGCACUAAGCACACAUAGUAGUCCCCCCCUCCCCCGGUGAGCCCCAGGUGCUGCACCAACUAACGAGGUGUGGCGGUCACAGUGCCUUCAGCACAGAGCCAUGGUGGGGGAUGAGGAGGAAAUGCUCGGUUUGGUUGAGAAUUAUUUGUCCAAAUAGAUUAGUCUCAUGAAUUAACAUAAUGGGUCCUAGCCCUUCCCAUCUCCCAGAUUGGAUCCACGCUCAACUGCUCAUCCUCCAAUCACCUUUAUUCUUCUCAAAAUGAAAGUCUUGACUGGUCAUCGAACUUGAAUAAAUCCUUCCCUUUCCGCCCAGUGUUUUGGAUUUUGACAACGCACAGUCAUCGUUUCAUUUCCAUUACACUCAUUUCCUGCAUCAGGAUGAGGGUACUGUAGAGUUAUAUAUUUAUAUUUUUGUCCCGGUAUGCUUUCCUUAGAAAUAAAUUGAAAAAUGCCCAGGCAAUGAGUUGCAAACUCAUUUCAGCAACCUGCCCAUUACAAAUAGCUCCUCCUUUUGAAAAAGGUGGAAUUGCAGUAAUAGCACUUGUAAUCCUUUAUGACCCACGGGCUGUAUGUCAGUACGGGCAAUUUAAGAUUUGAGCAAGAGCACAAAGAGGAGAAGAGAAAAACAAAUUAAAUCUUCCUACUACUACCAAUGGCCAGUGGCUACAAGGCAGGAAUAAUAAUUUCAUAGCUGCUUUUAUUAGAAGUGACUAUAGAAGUCAUCCACUUUGCAUACCCAUAGUUAAUGUGAGUGGUAGCCACUGCUCAGCGCUAUCUCUUGGUCCUCUACCACACUUACACUUUGCAGAUGUCCUUUUUACCUUAACGUCAAUGUAAUAUUCAAUAGCCUGAGUGCUGGGCACUGUAGGUCGUUUGAACCCUGGCUAGUAUUCCAAACCACAUUUCCCACUUUAUUGAUCUAUUACUGUCGAUUGGCCAGAAUAUGCAUAUACACCUGGUUUCCGGGGUCUAAAUUCAACCUCAAUAAUUAAAAAGGGAUAGCACAAUAGCAACAGCAAAUCAAGAACUGAAGUAGAAUAUCCCUGCCUUAACCCUACAGCAAUUUGUGGAGAUUUAUCAAGAUGCAGGCCCCAUGACUGUGCCCCUCUGCCUUUUCCAUAGCUCAGCAUGGCCGGCGGCCAUCUUGGAUAAACUUCAACCAAACCAAAGCCCAGUUCCUCAAUCCAAUGACUCCCUGUCUCCCUCCAUGGCGAUCUGAACAAGACUGCUUUGGUCACCAUCCUUACUUUGAUGUACUGUACCCAACAACCAACAAUUGUGAUGAUGUCAAUGGAGGUUUGUGGAAGGAGAAUUAAAGCGGGGGGAAACAGUUAAAUGGUUCCUCUUGAGGAUUUUUUGUUUUGUCCACUGGGCGAAAAGACUUACUCACAAAACCAGCGUUGCUUCAAUUAAAACAUGCUCACUCACGGGUCCUCCCUUUCGAUUCAGAAUCUCAACACAUUUUCCAUCCCAUUUUUCACUAGCCCCUGUUGCGCCGCAUUGUCCAAAAAUUACAUUGACUUGGGUUCAUUGUAAUUAUCUUCCUUCUGUUACCAUCUCCUCGCACACGGAGAAAUGAAAUUGCUGUAUUGUGCUCCUGCUAUACUACCAUUCACACAUUCUCUAAUAUUUUAUAGCGUUUUCCGUUGCGUGCCCUAAUGAACAUGACCUGGCUCUCUGUAUAAUGCUGAUGCCUCAUGUUUGUCUGCGAGGCAGAGACUCACCUCUGAUCGUUAGCAAAUUAUGUUUCUCUCACAGAAAACCUCACAUGAAUACCUUUAUCUCAGCAGUUGAAAUUACUAAUUUCUGUAUGCCCUUUCAGCGUGCGAUGAUUCUCAAGGCAGAAGGUACUGGAGAAGCGUAGAAAUCCCUACUUGUUGGUGAUUUUUCUUAUUGUUCUUUUGAACCUGGUUGGUCAACUGCAGGGAGACAGACUAUAGUUAUUGUUCAAGGCAUUUACCUAGUCAGUUUCGGGAGUUGGAUGAAGUCCUCCAGUUGGUUUUGAUUCAUGCAUGUAUGAAUGGUGGGACAUGGAAUACUCUUUCUAUCAAUUCAUGAAUGAGGUCUGAUUGUAAAAUAGGUUGGGAUAAGGUUGGCUAAGUAUGUUUGCAGGCUUUUUGAUAUGGCUUUUCGUCUCCCCUCGCUUUCGAUGGUGGCGACUUGAAGACUAAUGUAUAUCACCAAGACAUAGGAGAUGAGUAUCAAUUUGAAUUUAUUUUGAUUGUCACUGGCAUGCUCAGAACCUUAGUUUGGGUGUCGGCUCUUGUGUCAAGAGGGUCAAAAGUAGCAUCCGUCAUCUGAUAUUAGUUAUCCCUCUAACGGCUCUGUUGUUUACUUUUCCAUUGCUCUCUCCUCCACCCCCCUUUUGGGCUCAUUGGCAUUAAAUGGUGCAAUUCCUCAAUCCAAACUUGGGUCCCUUUCUGUUCUUUGUCUCAGCCUGGUCCCAGAUCUGUUUGUGCUCUUGCCUACUCCAUUGUCAAGCUAAAUGUUUGGCAUAACAAUUCCAUAAGGACCUGGUAAAAGAGCAGAAACAGACUUGCAACCAGGCUAUGUCUUGUCUCUACCCAGAGUUCUUCACUUGCUAUAGACACUCCACAGUACUUUAACCUCGAUCGCUCUCAUUUUACACCAAGCACUCCCUCAUUUGAACCUCUGGAACUCAUACUGGAAUCCAAAUUAUUAGAACUGUACAGUAGUGCUAAUAUCGUUGAGAUCUAUCUUGAUGUCUCUGUGGCUGUUUUGCUAAGAUCAUAACCUGCAGAAGAUUGUUUUCCUUGGCUUUUCUGCUAAUCGUUUCGACCUCCCGCGGGUGAGUGCUCACUGCUGCUGCUCGAGGCUAGAAGGAGUGGUGUGUGUGUGUGUGUGUGUGUGUGUUGUUGAUGCUCUGUUCUCCGCCUUAGGGGAUGAGCUCAACAACAACUAAACCAGUGUCCAUAGUGGGCUCUCACUUACUAAUGACCGUGGACAGUACUGUAGCUAUUAUGGUUGUGAAAGAGAGGUGCAGUUGUCAUCAGAAGAGGAAGGAUGUCUCGAGUGGGAGGUUGCCAGUCUUGGGUAGUUUGAAUCAUUUCUAUUUUUGGGUGCUGGGUUGGAGUUUUAGUAUGGAUAAGUUUUUUUUAAUUACAUUUUUCAAAGACCUGACUACUCUGCAAUAUGAGACUGUCAGUCUAUAAGGAGGGGAGAGAAAAAAGUGAGCGUGUCAGCGCAGCCCUUUGCAAACAAUGGGCCUGUCACUGUGACUGCUGUAGCAGUGAGCUUAGAAAAGAGUUCGCCCUCUCAGCAACCUCCUCCAGACCCCUCUGUACCUUAGCCUUAUCCUCUCACUUAAUGCCCAGAGUACUCCCACGUAGACACUUUGCCGCACCGUACUGCAGCCCCCGAGGCCAGAGCCUCCCCUUCCUCCCUGCAGACCGCCAGGGUCAUCCAGACCUGACCUACAGAAGAUGGAGGGAGAGGCGGAGAUGGAUGGGACAGCCAUGGGAGUGGGACAAAAAUAUGAAAGAUAUGAGAGAACCAUGAGAUGUUAUCUCCCGCUUUUCCCAUUAGCGAAGGGCUCCCCCGGCAGUAACGUAGAGAUAGGAGCUUCAGAUCUAAUGAACACGUUGCCCCCCUCCAAGCAGCAGGAAGGGCUCCCCCUGCAGUAACGUAGAGAUAGGAGCUUCAGAUCUAAUGAACACGUUGCCCCCCUUCAAGCAGCAGGAAGGGCUCCCCCCGCAGUAACGUAGAGAUAGGAGCUUCAGAUCUAAUGAACACGUUGCCCCCCUCCAAGCAGCAGGAAGGGCUCCCCCCGCAGUAACGUAGAGAUAGGAGCUUCAGAUCUAAUGAACACAUUGCCCCCCUCCAAGCAGCAGGAAGGGAAUGCCAGGCCGUGCUCUAUUGGCCCACUUUUCUCCUGGGUUUGUUUUAACCUUAAAGGGAAGGUCUUCAACCCCCAGACCCUGUGUGAUAAAGUGAUAACCAACCAGGCACGUUGGAAUCUGAUUCUGCAGCCCCUGAGGACUGUAGCCGGAGGUCUCUUGAAUCGAAUAACAGUCAAAUAAAAUCUACUGAUGCAGCUUUCCGCAAACUGGCAAAUCCAGGUUUGAGCUAUAUUCGUUAUGUAUUUGGACUCAUGAACUAAUUUCCCUAGCCAAAAUAGUUACCCGUUUACUUUACUAAAACUGCACAUGUAUGAGAUAAUUGCUAUGCUAAUAUAGUUAUGAGUUUAUGGCAGUUUGGAAAAUACAGGUGGUAUGAUCUGUUUUCUCUCCAAAUACAGGUGGUAUGAUCUGUUUUCUCUCCCAAUACUAGUGUGAGCACAUUCUCACUGACACAGGUAUGAAUUGAUUUUUUGGUCAUUCAGGUAUGAGCUCAUCUAUUUUAAUGGAAAAUGCAGAGAUCUCUUUGAAGUGUAGAGAUGAUCCCCUGGUCUGCCCUGAAGUGUCUCAUCUGUGCUGAGGGCUUGACUCCUGGCUUUGGACAGAGUGAGUAGACGAGCAUUACCAAUCCUGCAGUUUGUACGUUUUUUUUUGUUGCCUUUCAUGGGUUAGGCUAGAUGACUAAUUCCAUUGUAUUGUAAUAUUGUGUGUUUUACCACAAUGGUUGGACAAACAUAACUGUUGCAAUAAAGAUGAAAGCUGGUAACCCGCGGACUGUUAACCCUUUAGAGAACCAAUAUGAUGAUGCAUACCCACUAAUUUGAUUCAGAAUGAUAGACAUUGACAGCAACUUGUACAGAAAACCUCACUAUUGUACUAAAAUUAUAAUCUCAUAACAGUAUUGUAUGUUUGUUUUCACUGAUGAGUAGCACUCCUGUAGGUAGAAUGGAGAUGUUCAGUUGAUUGUCCUCUUGGGUAGUUUGAGUUUGGUGAGUGACACAUUUCCCUUCACUAACCACGUUUCUGAGUAGUCAUACAGUAUUUAAAAAAAAAUCAUGACAGCUGUAAUAGAACGUGGAAGUUUCAGUAACAUUUUAUAAAUGCUGACAAAUCAUUUUGUUUGACAUGGUGGGAUCUUUUUGUCUCUGUAAAAUUAAUUAUGCAAGCAAGGGAGGUGGAAAUGCCUUUAUGCGCAAAUAUUGAUAUAAUAACCAUCCUCCCACUAUGACCCGUGAAAGCAUGUAGUUUAUUAGGCUACAGAUUAAAUAUAUGAUGAACUUCACAGGGAGGUGAAAGUGCAAGGUGAUGAGCUUGAUGCUCCUUUCCAAUAAAUAUCGAGGGUCUGAUUCUGGUGACAUGACGCUUGACUGCCGUUUGACAAAUACAAAUGUUUUUUUUAUCCAUAAUAAUCUCAUGUAGACUAACCUACCCCCGAGCUGUUGGCGAGAGCGCAUGCGUCAAGACCAGAGUGGGUAUAUUUGCUGUUUAACGCAACGUUUUUUGUGACAAAACUAUCGGUAGAGUUGAAAAUGUGAUGGAAAACCGUCGAACUUUAGAUUUUUAUUCGGUACAUAAACUUUUAGCGAAAAAGUACAUUUUGUGUGCACUGUCAUCAUGCACUGCUUUUUAUCUGCAACAAGUCUGUUUGGUGGAAACUUGCAAAUUUUCUUUAUGCAGAUUUUAGAAUAUUUGCAUGAAAAUCUGUCACCAUUUAGAUGUAAACCUAGCUAUUGUCUAUCAAAAAGUACUAUGGUAUGUUACCUUUGCAUUAUGAGUUGAUUUUAUGACCCUUAAUUACAUGAUUAUGUAAGAUACUGUAUUUAGAGAUGCACUCACACUUUCUCUAGGUUUUCACAAGGACCAGGUUGGGGGCUGGGUAUGUAACAGGCUGAUGCCAUACUAUGUGCUGUAGCCAACUCUUCUAUUGUUGUCAAGCCGUAUGUACAUGUUUGGCAUGUCAGCGAAUAUACGCGUACUUCACUAAAGCACAAACAGAUCUGGACCACCAGGCUAGAUAUAAUAACCCAUUUCCUGCUUUCUGGUUUGCAUUAGGACAUCCGGUAUCAGCGGCAACGGGAGAUUUCUUAAUUUAAGACUGUUCUGUCGGUUCCUCUAGAUCCUCCUUUAGCUUCCCAUCCCUCCCUCUCGUAUGGAGACGAAAGAGUGCCUUCCCUGCCAGUGGCUGGGCAUCCUUAUCUUCGUCCUAUGCAAACAUUUUCUACCAGCCCACUCAACCAGUCUCUUUGUAAUAGUGUAGCCAAUGCUUCAUAUACAUAGUGGUUUCAAAGAGUAUUUUUUUAUUUUAGGUACUUUUGAACAGUCUCUGAAAUGUUGUUUUGUUGUACAUAUACAUUUUUCUAUAUAUAAAACAAAUAUGUCACAAGUAUUUGUUGUAUAUAUCACGAGAAAAAAAGCUUUCUCGUAGACUUAAGGAAUUGUGGAAAGUCUAUUUUUCUACUCUUCUCAGUUGGGAUUAUAACAGUGGUGAACUUAAAUCUGCAAUUUAGGUGACUGACAUCUUUAAAAUAAACAGCUUUGAUAAAAAUGAUCAAA